ACACCCUGUUUUUUGCUGCAGCUAUAGGGUGUGUCAGCUCAGCUACAGAGAAUCUACUGAACUGCUGCAGUCUCCUUCUCGAGAAUGUCGUCGGCGGACGGGGAGAGUGUGUUCGGGCGCGGGAAGACGUUCCGCGGGAAAGGCGUGGACGACUCGUGGAAGAAGAUUCAAGAGAGGACCUUCACCAACUGGGCCAACGACCGUCUCCGAGGAAACCUGAAAGUCGCCAAGAGACAAUUGAAGACGCUGGAGGAGGAUCUGAAGGACGGGCAGCUGCUCAUCGAGCUGGUGAACAGACUGGCAGCCACCGAAGAUGCCCAGAGCACCCAAGGCGGCAAGGCCGAGGGCCCCAGAGGUCCAAAGUCCAUCGAGAAGUGGGACAAAAAUCCUCGCGGAAAGCUCCAGUGCCUCGAGAAUAUAGGAAUGGCUCUCCACUUCUGCGAGUUGCAUAACAUCAAGCUAGUCAACAUUGGACGGGGGGACAUCUAUGAUGGGAACAUGAAGCUGAUUCUCGGACUACUGUGGACACUGAUCGGAAAGUACCAGAUCAAGAUCAGCGGGAAAGGCAUAACAACCAAGAAGGCCAUGAUUGGCUGGAUCAACACCGUCAUACCCGAGUACGAAGUCUCCAAUUUCAACACCGAUUGGAACGACGGGCGAGCUGUGUGCGGAAUGGUGGACCGCAUCCGACCUGGGCUCUGCCCCAACCACUUUGCCCUGGAGCGGAGCCACGGUCUGGAGAACUGCAGACUCGGAAUGGACCUCUCGGAACAGCACCUGGACAUCCCCAAAGUCCUCACCCCCGAGGACCUCAACAACCCAGAAGUGGACGACCUGAGCAUCAUGACGUACCUCUCCUACUUCUGCCAGCCGUACAACGCGGUGCUCCUGCAGUGGAUCCGCCAGAAGAUCCCUCACAGGGGAAUCAAGAACCUCUCCAGCGACUGGAACAACGGGAUCAACCUUGGAGCACUCACCGAGUCCUGCUUCCCAGGGAUCUGCUCCGAUUGGGAGGCAAUGGACCCGUCCAACGCCAUCAAGAACAACGAGAGGAUGAUCGCACUCAUCAAAGAGCGGCUCGGAAUCAACUGCCCGGUCAGCGCCGCUGAGCUUGCCGAUCCGAAGAAUGACGAAAUCGUCGUGGCAACCUACCUCCACCACUUCCGAAACGCAAAGCUCCACAACUCCCCAGAGCAGUUUUCCCUCCUCAUGCCCCCCCGACAGGCGGCUGCACCAUUGUACAGGAGACCUUCACCUUCGAAGUGCAAGUGA
Molecule: messenger RNA, 1272 nt
Organism: Geodia barretti
Lineage: Eukaryota; Metazoa; Porifera; Demospongiae; Tetractinellida; Geodiidae
Source: the annotation of a GenBank genome assembly